AUGCCGGAGGCAGAGAAGGCUGUAGAAAACCAGGGGUAUGACGGCAUUAUCAAGCUGUGUGGUGUAGGCCUCCAACAAGCCGCUCAGGGUCACAGCGAGGAGAAGAGAGAACCAGUGCUGCACAAAUCGACAUCACAGCCGUCAACAAGGGUAUCAAUUACAAAGGAGAAACCAAGUUUCCAUAGGUAG
Ilex paraguariensis (yerba mate) is the source of this 189-nucleotide messenger RNA. The record is from the annotation of a GenBank genome assembly. NCBI's taxonomy places the organism in Eukaryota, Viridiplantae, Streptophyta, Magnoliopsida, Aquifoliales, Aquifoliaceae.